Messenger RNA from Andrographis paniculata, 1383 nucleotides. RefSeq names its product bifunctional riboflavin kinase/FMN phosphatase-like. The transcript has 10 exons. NCBI's taxonomy places the organism in Eukaryota, Viridiplantae, Streptophyta, Magnoliopsida, Lamiales, Acanthaceae. Bases 61 to 1170 code for a protein of 369 amino acids. Gene Ontology annotation, molecular function: riboflavin kinase activity; sn-glycerol 3-phosphatase activity. The record is from RefSeq and is a predicted model, not a curated record. Gene Ontology annotation, biological process: glycerol biosynthetic process; riboflavin biosynthetic process.
UAAGAGUGGACUUUGCGUGUGUCCUCGUUGCCGCCGGCCCUGUAUUGGUCAGAUUCAUUCAUGGAGAUUUCGCAGUCGAAGAAGCCUCAAAUAUCCGCCGUCAUAUUUGAUUUGGAUGGCACGCUAUUGAACACCGAGCAAGUCACAAAGGACGUUCUGAAGGAUUUCCUGGCGAAAUAUGGGAGGGCUCAGGACGCCGAGAAGGAGAAGAGGAGAUUGGGUAUGACGUUUAUUGAUUCCUCUGUCACAGUUGUGAAUGACUAUGACCUUCCAUUGACGCCCGAGCAAUUUCGCGAGGAAAUUGUGCCGAUGUACUAUGGGAGGUGGAAACUGGCCAAACCACUUCCUGGUGCCAAUCGUCUUAUGAAGCAUCUCCACAACCAUGGAGUGCCUUUUGCACUUGCUUCAAAUGCUUUGAGGAAAAAUAUUGAUGGAAAGAUAUCACAUCACGAUGGUUGGAAAGAGAGGUUCAAAGUAAUUCUUGGGAGUGAUCAGGUCAAAUCAGGGAAGCCCUCUCCAGACAUAUUUCUCGAAGCGGCAGAAAGGAUGGGAGUGGAUCCAUUGAAUUGCCUUGUGAUUGAAGAUUCUAUUGUCGGUGUCAAAGCAGGAAAGGCUGCUGGAAUGAAGGUUGUAGCAGUUCCAUCACUUCAAACGGAAGCCGAUUCAUAUUCUAUUGCUGACUUGAUACUUCACUCACUUCUGGAGUUCCAACCAGAGCAAUGGGGCCUUCCCCAAUUUGGAGACUGGGUGAACGAUGCUUUGCCUAUAGAACCAAUUCGUCUAACAGGGUUCUUUACCAAUGGGCUUCUCCAGAUAUAUUCAGAUGAUGAACUUCCUGAUCAAAUCUGGGGACUCUUCCUUGGAUUCGCGAAGUUUGAUGAUUCGAAGACUUCAAAGGCUGUAAUCAGCAUAGGUUGGAGCCUUGGUUGCGACACGAGAAGAACAAUUAAACCAUGUAUGCUUGAAGAAACAGAUGUCGAAAAAUAUGAUGGUAAGAUGCAAUUGCUUCUGUUGGGCUUACUUCGAAGAUCUUGCGAUGAGGGCAACAAAUUGGACAACAUAGACAUAACUGAUGAAGACAGAAUGGCUGCUGAUGCAGCCUUGGAUUUGCCUGAAUUCUGCAACAAAUCAUUCACAUCUGAUGCUGAAAAUGGUUUGUGCAUUGAUUGACAACAACAUAGAUUUACUUGGCUGUGUUUUCAUGGCAUAACAUGAACAGCCUACAUUUGAUAAGUGAUUGAAUUGAUGUGAACUAGUUUGUAGCUUCCAAUGUGUUUUAUUGUAUUGUCUACUAACUCUUACAUACUUUUUACUGUAUUUUUAUAGAUAAAUGAAUGCAUUCCAUUGGUCUUUAACUAUGUCAAAACACAUCAAUAAAAUAAU